Messenger RNA from Sorex fumeus (smoky shrew), 3878 nucleotides. It is a transcript of the gene PDP2, whose product is annotated as pyruvate dehydrogenase phosphatase catalytic subunit 2. Gene Ontology annotation, biological process: protein dephosphorylation. The coding region runs from base 117 to 1709 and encodes 530 amino acids. The record is from RefSeq and is a predicted model, not a curated record. The transcript is spliced from 2 exons. Gene Ontology annotation, molecular function: cation binding; protein serine/threonine phosphatase activity. NCBI's taxonomy places the organism in Eukaryota, Metazoa, Chordata, Mammalia, Eulipotyphla, Soricidae.
AGGCGUGGGGCUGACGGGACGGACCGGGCGGCCGCGGAGCGAGCUGAUUUCAAACCCCCCCCCACCCACCACCUGUUUUUGCUGAAGGAACCGUUCUUUGCUGGCCUAGUUCCAGAAUGUCAAGUCCUGUAUCCUACUGGAUCUUAAAUUCUGCACGGAACAGCAUUGCCACAUUGCAAGGGGGCCGACGUUUAUACUCCAAGUGUGCCUCAAAUAGGAACAAGUCAAAAUGGAGGCUUUUUUCCCAGGUACCAACCACCCUAAUAAACGAGACUCCUGGGGGUAACUUGGUUCUGCCGAGAGCCUACAGACACACAUCAACAGAGGAGGAGGAUUUCCACUUGCAGCUCAGCCCAGAGCAGGUGAAUGAAGUACUGCGAGCUGGAGAGUCAGCCCACAAGAUUGCUGACCUUACUGGUGGUGUCCUGAAUUCGGUGUUGCGGUUUGAGAGCAACCAGCUGGCUGCCAAUUCUCCAGUGGAGGAUCGGCAAGGGGUCGCCUCGUGCCUGCAGACACAUGGGCUGAUGUUUGGCAUCUUUGACGGGCAUGGUGGCCAUGCAUGCGCACAAGCAGUGAGUGAAAGGCUCUUCUCCUACAUGGCAGUGUCCCUGAUGUCCCAGCAGACCCUGGAGAAGAUGGAGGAUGCCAUGGAGAGCAUGAAGCCCUUGCUGCCCAUCCUGCAGUGGCUCAAGCACCCAGGAGACAGUAUCUAUAAGGAUGUCACAUCAGUUCACCUCGAUCACCUCCGGGUCUACUGGCAGGAGCUAUUGGACCUACACAUGGAAAUGGGGCUGAACACAGAGGAGGCGCUCAAGUACUCCUUCCAGAGACUAGAUUCUGACCUCUCUCUGGAAAUCCAGGCUCCCUUGGAAGAUGAGAUGGCCAGAAAUCUUUCCCUCCAGGUCGCUUUCUCUGGGGCAACAGCCUGCAUGGCCCAUGUGGAUGGAGUUCAUUUGCAUGUGGCCAAUGCAGGGGACUGCCGGGCCAUCCUUGGUGUCCAGGAGGACAAUGGCCUGUGGUCUUGUCUGCCACUCACCCAGGACCACAAUGCCUGGAAUGAAGCUGAGCUGGCACGCCUGAAACAGGAGCACCCGGAGUCAGAGCACCGGACAGUCAUCAUGGACAACAGGCUGUUGGGAGUCCUCAUGCCCUGCAGGGCCUUCGGGGAUGUGCAGCUGAAGUGGAGCAAAGAGCUGCAACGCAGUGUCCUGGAGAGGGGCUUUGACAUUGAGGCCCUCAAUAUUUACCAGUUCACCCCCUCCCACUACUAUACUCCACCCUACCUCACAGCGGAGCCAGAAGUCACAUACCACAAACUGAGACCCCAGGACAAAUUCCUGGUUCUGGCCUCCGAUGGCCUGUGGGACAUGCUAGAUAACGAGGAUGUGGUGAGACUGGUGGUAGAGCACCUGGCUGAAGCAGGUCGCCACAAACCAGACCUGGCGCAAGGACCCACUAACCUGGGGCUCAUGCAGAGCCUGCUGCUGCAGAGGAAAGCCAAGGGGCUUCACGCUGCUGACCAGAAUGCAGCCACACGCCUGAUCAGACACGCUAUCGGGAGCAACGAGUACGGGGAGCUGGAUCCCGAGCGGCUGGCAGCGAUGCUGACCUUGCCAGAGGACUUGGCCAGGAUGUACAGGGAUGAUAUCACUAUCACUGUGGUGUAUUUUAACUCAGACUCAAUCGAUACAUUUUACAAGGGGGGUUAAGAGUCUCCCAUCCUGUUGCCGAGAUUAACGUAGUACUCUUCUAAAACAUUUUCUCUUACUCUUAAAAUUGACUUUUUAGAACUUACUAAAAGGGCAGGCAGAUGUAGCUUGCUUAGUGACAGAUUAACCUGAGGAAAAAAAAAAAGACCAGCAAAAAAGACUUAAAAAUCAUUAGCAGUCACUUUAUGUUGUCUCUGUUUGGGUCACCUUUUCUAUGCAGAGAGGUCAGAGCAAGAAGCCCAUAGAACUGGCUUAGGCUCCUGGAGCCCAAGUCCUUUUACAAAGACACUCUUGUUAAACUAUCAGCUGGGCCUUCAAAGACUAAUUUUAACCAUGAUUCUGGGAAUGUGAAGAACUCCAGGGACUUUUGAGGUCUUGCUGCCAAAUCUGCAGACUUCAUCAUUUCUCAAUUUAUUAUCAAGGAUGACUACGAAAUGGGAGGUUUUUAACUUUUUGAAUUUUAAGACUUGGGUUUACAAAACAUCUAGGACACUUUCCUAUGCAAUAGGUAACUUUUUCUGGUGAUCACACUUGGGAAAACAUUUUGUAAUACUACAUUCUGGUUCUGGUUUAUUUAAAAAUGGAACCCUCACACCCCCACUCAGGACUCAUGUAAGCCUGCUUGGAAAGACUUAGCACUCAGAGUGAGAGGGGUCAGGCCUUCAGAUCUAACGAAACGUGCGGCUUUUGGGUCACUUGUCUUCCUGCCUCCUCUGAACUUUGAAGCCGUGCUAGGAGGUAACUUCAUCUGAGCCUUAACUCUGGGCCUUUUCUAUAUUCGUAGAAUUUUGUGUGUGUGUGUGUGUGUGUGUGUGUGUGUGUGUGUGUGUGUGUGUGUGUGUUUAAGUGUAUGAACUUUGUUACAGACGAGGCCUACAAUUAAUAGAAUUUCUAACAGGUUUAUUCAGAGCACUUGAUCUUUCUGGUUAUACGUCUCAAACGUUCUUCUAUCUAUUCAUUCCACCUAACACUCCUCCCUCUGAUCUGUGAAACUCCUUCACCCUGCAUUUGUUCACUAGCAGUAUUAUCUAAAAAGAAUCUUCCCAUAGUUGCAGGGAAGGAGAAAAAUGUGAAGGUAUGUGGUAGCUGGGACAGGUGUUAGGUAGAACCGCCCUAUGCAAUGAAUUGUGGGCUUAACGUUUGGUCUGAUCUGUCCAGGGGAAAACAGGAGACUUGAAAACACUCGCUGACCAAGGACCUGUCAGUAUCCUGAGAAGCAGGAGGGUAGAAGGAGGCAGAAGAUUUAGCAAAUGGGACACUUACCCUUAGACUGUGCUAUCAAUCACCUUUCUGCUCCUCAGGAGCUAUACUUACUUCAGAAGCUGAAAGAAGACUGAAAAGGUGACCUGGAAUGGUCACCGUGUUACUUGAAAAUGAAACCAUGUGAACCUCUCUGUGGGAGGUGGGAGUGAAUUUCACAUUCUCAUGAAUUGCUGUGACAUUCAUUUCAAUAACCGAAUACAUACCCCUGAGUAGCAUAAUCCCAUAAAACUGCACAGUUUUGUCUGACUGCACUACAUUUUUUGAUCCUUACCUCAUCUCCUUCCUCUUCAUGCAUCCACUGAAAGAAAAGCCAAAAGUCAGGUUUGGCCUCGUUUUGGUCCAUGUCCCUGUGAUAUCCAUUCAAGCCUUGAGCUCCUUUUAGCAGAGCACCAUUUCCCUGUACAUUUCCCUGUACUUCUUUCCUAAUAGGGCUUCAUCUAAGACGUUUUCUUCUGGGUGCUUAAUUAAGCCUUGAUCCUUUUAUCCGGAAGUCAUUAAUAUUCCUUCUGAUCCUUGAGAUCUUAGAAUGUGAACUACAUGCUGCCAUUCUGCUAGCAUGGUUUGUUGCCAGAGCUGAGGAUCGUGCUGUCUUCACCUCCUUUGUUCUUGAUGCCGCCUAAGGCCUGGCACACCUGUGCAGCACUUACGGCUUCUGAUUUGGAGCCUAGCAUGGUUGUAAAUGUAUCUGAUGAGUCGAUCUUGAGACAACUGUGAGGGCACAGAUUUCUCAGCUGUUUCACAAGCUGAUCUGUGUUUUUUUUUUCUCUGCCUGACUGAUUUCUUGCUGUCUGUGGUGUCUUGGUUGAAGAAAGGCCGGUUAAUUGUCACCUUUACCACUGUGAAUGCCGUCGGUGCUGUCCAUGAAAGCUCCACGGAGCAAUUCCCAGAUAAACCCUAGAGUAUUCU